Molecule: messenger RNA, 4331 nt
Organism: Fundulus heteroclitus (mummichog)
Lineage: Eukaryota; Metazoa; Chordata; Actinopteri; Cyprinodontiformes; Fundulidae
Gene: tprg1l
Product: tumor protein p63 regulated 1-like
Exons: 6
Coding region: 295-1143 (282 amino acids)
Cellular component (GO): cytoplasm
Source: RefSeq, a predicted model, not a curated record
GAUGAUGAUGAUGAGUUUUGUGGGAUAUAGCCUAACCCACUUGUAACGCGGCUUCUGGUGAACCUGGAAGCAGGGUGGGCUGCAGUGAACUGGAGGAAAUGUCCCUUUAAGAGGAAGGAAACGAAAACAGAGGAAGUGAAACCAGCCGGACUGCUUCCUCGUUCCCCCGAGCAUCAAAACAGUCGGUGCGCUAUGGGAGAGUCCGCGUCCUCGGAAAUUCCUUCUCUAACGUAAGACGAGAGAGACGCCAGGUUGUCAGGAAACCCCUCCGCGAACAUCGCCUCCUCCUCCGCCAUGCUGCAGCUGAACGACACGAUGGAGCCGGAGAGCCCGGGCGCUGCGGUCCUCCUCCACGCAGACACCGACGAGGGGGUCGAGGUCGCCUUCACGCCGCCGGAGGCCGCCGGACGGGGCUUCGGGCACGCAGCCUCCGUGGCCUGCUGCCCGCCCUUACAGACGCUCACGCCUUUCCACGUGCACAACCCCACGAUGCAGGCGAAAGUCAAGGACUACUUCGUGUUCAGGCCAGGUACCAUCGAGCAGGCCGUGAACGACAUCAGGACCGUGGCGCUCCCAUCCGAGGACGGGGAGGUGCUCAGCGUCUGGCUGCUGGUAGAAGUGGACCACUGGAACAAUGAGAGGGAGAGACUUGUUCUGAUAACUGAUAGGUCUCUGCUGGUGUGCAAGUACGAUUUCAUCAAUCUGCUGUGUCAGCAAGUGGUCAGGAUAUCGCUCAACGCCGUAGACACCAUCUCUGUGGGUGAAUUUGAAUUCCCACCAAAAUCUCUAAACAAACGAGAGGGCUACGGGAUUCGCGUUCAGUGGGACAAACGUCCUCGGGCGUCGUUCCUUAACCGCUGGAACCCUUGGUCCACAGACAUGCCCUACGCCACCUUCACGGAGCACCCCAUGGCCAGCGCCGACGAGAAGGUGGCCUCCCUCUGCCAGCUGGACAACUUCAAAACCCAGUUGGUGCAGGCCGUGAAGAAGGCCCACAAGGAGCACCCCAUCCCCGGCCGGGCCAACGGCGUCCUGAUCUUGGAGAGACCCCUGCUCAUCGAGACCUACCUGGGCAUUAUGUCUUUCAUCAACAACGAGGCCAAGCUGGGCUACUCCAUGACGCGCGGCAAAAUCGGCUUCUAAGUGGUUUUGCUGUCUCGAGGAAUCGUCUCCGUGCGUGUCUGUUUUUACCGCGCUGUGUGAGGGAAGCUGCAGUCUCAACGUGCGGCUUGUCUCUGUGUGUGUGUGUGUGCGUGUGUGUCUUAAGUCGAGCCGCACUUCCAUCAUGUGGUGUUGCAGCAUAAUGUCGGCCUGCAGCAGGUAAGACAGGCAGCCCUGUAAUGACCGCCGUUUCAUUUUAUUGUCGCCUGCUUUGUAUCUAAAAUCGCCACAGACUCCAGCCUCUGCAGCAUACGCUUUAAACAUCAUAACUUCAGAAACCAUGACACCCCCUGCAGGUUUAUUAAGUCCCUAAAGCCAACCGGACAUUUGGAGCUUCAUUGAUCUUGGCGGAAUUAGGCAUUUGCUUUGUUCGAGGGAUUAUCUGCGGCGGCAAACCGUGUUUACUAAACAAACUGGGACUUGGUACGUUGCAUGGUUUGAACUGAAUGGCUAACUGUUAGGUCACAUGGUGUAUACCAUAAGGAGACCAAUAUAAAACCUUUUGAACAUCAACAACUAAUGCACAGUGCAAGUUUUGGCCUUCUGGUUGUUUCCAGUUUCUUAUAUUUAUUGUUUGUGAGUAUGGGGUUAGGAUUCGUUAAUAGACUUCUAUGCAGGAGUUUUGAUCUUGGUUCUUGAUAUUUUGCUUCCAGUAAGCCAUAUUUUCUCCUGGAGGGCGCUUGAGCAAUAGAUCUGAUGGAUGUUAUGGAUGUCUUUAGAGUUUUUGGCCAUAAUCUGGUAUUUUUACAUAUAUUUUCUGGUCAGUCGCAUUUUUCCGAUGUUAUGAAUAGUUCUAGAAUAAAAACAAAAACAAAACGGGUACAUCUUCACAGCACAAACUAUUUAUUGACUCAUGCUUGAGAUUCAGCUCUGAAAGAUGCCAAAGAAAAGGUUUUGUUUAUAGACGCAAACAUUUCAACGGGGCAAUUUUAAAGUCAUUCUGAAGGGACGAUUUGCCGUGAUUUAGCUCGAUGUAUCGUGUGUUUGGGGAAAGGGAAAAACUGGACGACAAAGUAAGUGCCAGGUUCAGAGAAGACGUUCAAUGUGUGCAUGUGGUUAACUAGGAGCAAGGAAAGAAAUCUACCCAACACCCGAGAUACAUCCACUAACAUCCUCUGUUUAGCUGACUAAUGCUUUAAAAAAAGAAAGUGCUUUUUGCGCCUGAAAUUGGGAUUUGAUGCCUGAGUCAUUGACUCUUUUUUCCCCCAAAGAAUCCAGAAAUGAAAUGAACAGACGAUCCAGAACUAGUUCUAAUGUGUCCAUCAGAGUAGAUAAAAUAAUUGACAACACAGAAUCAUCCAGAGGACAAUUAUGGGAUUGACUCAGAUGACAAACAGAAGUAACCACCACAGCACUAAUCUGUUUUAAAAUGUCGGGACUUAAUGUCUGGCAAACUGCAGUGCCCUUAAAAAAUAAAAUAAAAAUGUGAUUUAUUGGAAGCAUCUGAAUAUUUUUGCUGGAAAAGGCUGUCACCAAGUAAUAAUGGGGUGAAACGCUCAUGUUGAGUGACAUUCCACACGACAAGACGUGGUCAUGUGGAAUCUGUUGUUUCGGAAAUAUUUUAUCUGCAUCACACAAAACAGCUGAGAUUGAUCAAGUUAAAACUAAUUAAAGAACUGCUGAACAGAUUAAUAAACCUUGGAAGGAAAGCAGUAAACUAUUUUUAAUAAGGACAUGGCUGUAGAAUGUCUUGAGUGCAAUGAAAUAUCCACGUCUCCCUUUCAACAUUAGAUCAUUUCCCUGACUCCAAUUUACCAUAUUUGGUUCUUUUUUUCUGUUUUGUUUUACGAUUGUAAUUUGACAAUAAAGCUCUAUGCCUAAAGACCUUUGCCACCUUCAAAGUGUUACACAAAACGUGCCAUUACCUCCUGAGACACAGCUAUUAGUGGAUAUUUGUCAGCUUUCCGUUAAGGAACCCAGAAAACAAGAUAACCACUAAACUCUAGGCUUGAUGUGAAUAAAUAAACCAAACGGUGUCAUCAUGGUGACAUCACACUCUUUAUUUAUGUCUAAUCUAAAAAGUUUUAAACUAUUUAAUAUAUUUAUAUUUCCAAAAAAAAAAAACAUAACUGAGGAUAGUUUAAAAUUACCAGUAUAUAAGAAAUAUUAAAAAGAUUCUAAUUAUAAAAAUUAUUACACAUGCUUUUCCACACCGCUUUGUUAAGCAGACCUAAAAAUUGCUAAAAGCCAAUUCAGAAUGAUUUAGAUAAAUACAUGAAUAAGAAUGAGAACUGUGUACGAGUGUAUGAGUACAAGUAUAAUCAUUUCCUCAGAAAUGAUGCAGAAUACUUUAGACAUGGGGAAAGAAUGGGGUUGUAUCCUAAUGGAAACCAGUUAGUAGUUGCGGGGCAGCAGGAAAACCUCAUGUGGUCAGACGUGUCUAAGUUAGCUCGUUCCAAAGUCAUUGGCGCUGAAGAACAUUCAGGGAAAAACUCGCCCAUCACGGCUAGCGCCUAGUGUAUACACCUUAGAGGAGAAAAGGAUCUUAAAUUGGUUCAGUUUUCCAGGUCCAGCUUUAUCAAAUGUAUGUUACAAAAACAUGAGAUCAGUUGCUACAUCCUGAAUGGCUACAGGCUUCUCGCCCUAACCCACUGGUGUACGGUGCAAGUAGAAUCCAAAAUGUUAAUACCUGGAUUCAUCAAGCCUUAAAUUGGGAGAAAAAUAGUUCAGGGAACAUUUUUAUAUCAACGUUGUCAAACACAGGAUCCAGACAUUAUCCUCAAAGAGAAUUCUUUAAAUGUGCCUGAGGAGAGUGAGUGAGGGGCCAAGUCCUCCGUUUUUGUUUUGUCCACUUUUUUUUUUUUUAAACCAGGCCUUUCAACACCUUUCAAACCACACGUUAAAAACCACAUUGUCAUUUUAAGCAAAGAUGAGCAGCUCUUCUGUCCUUGUGCAUGGUCCUUGCACGCCAAGUCUGCAUGACUGACCUUUUUGUGGAAAAAAAUACCUUGUUUGUAGUUGUAAAUAUUGAUCUGCAUUUGUAAAAUUAAUGUACAAACUCCUAAAAAUGUGUCUUAUGAAUAAUGGCAGUUAAAAUGUACUGUAUUUAAAAAAAAAAAAGGGUUGUCUUGUUAAAACUGUUUUGAGGCUUUGUUUCUGAUCUAUGUGUUUACAGCUCAGCAGCAACAGUGGAAGAAAAUAACAAUAAAGGCCUUCCUGUUUUUUGUAAA